AUGAGUGGGAUCGAUGCUUUCUUCCAGGCUGUCAGCGGUUCCACUGUCACUGGCCUCAACACUGUUGAUCUCAAAGAGAUGAAGCUCUACCAGCAAAUUGCCGUCUGGUUUAUCCCCAUGCUUGGGAAUAUGUGCUUUGUCAAUGUUGUUGUGGUCUAUGUGCGGCUGUAUUGGUUUGAAAAGAAGUUCAAGGAUAUAGUUCGUUUCUCGAGGCUGCCCUCGUCUGAGCGCUCACGCGCCCAUUUGCUCUCCGUGGAAAGCUCCAAAGCCGUCAAAAGCGACGACACGACAACUUCGCACAAUAUCAGAGUCUUGCGCCCUGACCCGAUCGAUGAGGAUGUCAAUUGGAGUGCUCUACGUCAAAGGUCUGCUGCUGAGAGAACAAGCGCCUCCGUACCAGACCCCCCAGCCCCCGCCCUAGAGCAGACAACGUCAGUCGACAAUACGGCAGAGAGAGGUGCUCCUCAGCACAUCACAUUUUCUUCAGACACAUUCGAUAAGCCGAAUCGUGGAAAGGCACUUAGAAUUCCCGGCCCAAGGGAGUUUGAGAGAGGCCAACGGGUUCAAGAAGUGGAUGAGGAUGAGGAUGAAGCGGAUAUGUCGAAAAGUGUCGACGACGCAGGCGCUGCCGGCCCAUCCGAUACAUUCCGCAAACUUCCAACGAUGGAGAGCUUCCUCUCCCGCGCGGCAUCUAUUGAGCAUGCUGCAUCAUCCGCCUUCAUCAUUGGAGGCACGUCUAAAUCUCGGUCGCGAUCGAGAUCUAGAGGCGCCCUUAGCAGAACCUCUUCCAAAGCGACGAACGCACAACAACUACCUUAUCUCUCGUAUGCUCCAACGAUUGGAAGAAACUCCAAGUUUUUGGGAUUAACCGAAGAGCAAAAGGAGGAGCUUGGUGGCAUUGAAUAUCGAAGCUUAAGGCUACUCCUUAAGAUCGCCGGCGGCUACUAUGUGAUCUGGCACAUUAUUGGAGCCAUAGGCCUAGUUGCAUGGAUAUGGAACUCUCCACAAAAAUACCGAGAUUAUGUUCGUGGUGAUUGUGCAACCAAUCUCACUUGGUGGGGCUUCUAUUCGUCUAUGACAACGUUUAAUAAUCUUGGUUAUACUCUCACGCCAGAUUCUAUGGUCCGCUUUCGGGACUCAACUUUCCCAAUGCUGUGGAUGACGUUUCUAAUAUAUAUUGGAAACACUGCCUAUCCAUGCAUGCUGCGCCUAACUAUCUGGAUAGCUUUCAAGCUGGCCCCCGAAGGUUCCGCCAUUAAAGAACCGUUGAACUUUCUACUAGAUCACCCUAGACGGUGUUACACUAUGCUCUUCCCAAGCAAGGUAACUUGGGUUCUUUUUGCUAGUUUGGUGGUGAUAAAUGGCUUUGAUGUCAUCCUUUUUCUCAUCCUGGAUCUUAAUUAUCCCGAAGUGACGGCUAUCAGUUCUGGUUGGCAUCGGUUCUGCGCUGCACUGUUCCAGACUGCAUCUGCGCGUACCACUGGGACAUCCACCUUUGCUAUUUCAAAAAUCCAUCCUGCUGCUCAAUUUAGUUUGAUGGUGAUGAUGUAUAUUUCCGUAUUUCCAAUUGCUCUCAGUGUAAGAGGAACCAAUACAUACGAGGAAUCAUCCUUAGGCGUCUUUGAUGAGUCGGAAGAACUUCUAGAAGUCAAACGUACAUCGUAUCUUGGAGUUCACAUUAAAAUGCAGCUGGCCUUUGAUUUGUGGUAUGUUUUCUUGGGCGUAUUUGUGCUUGCUAUUACCGAAGGUAGUCGUAUUGCCGACCGCAGUGAUCCGGACUUCAACAUGUUUUCGGUCUUCUUUGAAGUCAUCUCCGCUUACGGUAAUGUUGGCCUCAGCAUCAGCCACCCGACCAUAAACACCGCAUUGACCGGUAAAUUCGGCAUCCUGGGCAAAUUAGUGAUUUGUGCUAUGAUGAUUCGAGGCAAACAUCGUGGUUUACCAUACGAAGUUGAUCGCGCCAUCAUUUUACCCGGCGAGAAACGUCUACGUGAAGAGGAUGCUAGGCUUGAGAUUGGCCACGGGCUUAGCCGGCGUCAUACUCAAUAA
This is a messenger RNA of Ophidiomyces ophidiicola, 2049 nucleotides long. RefSeq lists its product as uncharacterized. Gene Ontology annotation, biological process: potassium ion import across plasma membrane; intracellular potassium ion homeostasis. NCBI's taxonomy places the organism in Eukaryota, Fungi, Ascomycota, Eurotiomycetes, Onygenales, Onygenaceae. The record is from RefSeq and is a predicted model, not a curated record. The transcript is spliced from 12 exons. The coding region runs from base 1 to 2049 and encodes 682 amino acids. Gene Ontology annotation, cellular component: plasma membrane. Gene Ontology annotation, molecular function: high-affinity potassium ion transmembrane transporter activity.